UUUUUUUAACUUAUCCUCAUCAUUAUUGUCCUGAUCUUUGGCAUACAUAUGUAUUUUUCUAUUCAGGUCUUUUGGUGAUUGGGUAUUUUUUUUCAGGACAAAUUUCCCUCACCUUUGCCUUUGAGCAAGUUGGUUUGAGAUGAAUUUUAUUCCAAUACUCCAUGUUGACAUUUAUUUAUCCAUUCCCUAGAAGUAGGAUUCUUGAUUGUGGUCUUGAUCUCUUCGGCCGAGACUUAUUUCUCAAACUUAUUUUUAUUUGGAAAGAAGAAAAAACUGAGGAAACGGGGGAAAAAAUAUCAUAUUUGUUGAUUUUUGGGCAUUUGAAUUGGAGUUUCGGCGGGUAUUUGUUGAGCAGCAGCACCAAAUAAAAAAAGGAGCUUCAGCUAGUUUUUCUUUUUUGGUUCAACAGUCAGAUUUGUCCGAGUUAGUUUACACCAAGACUAAAGGAAUAAAUUUUUCAUAACUUGACCUCAAGAAAUUACCGAGAUUCAAACUUAAGACGUCUGUGCAGCUCAUCUUUGCUAUCACUUGAGAUACUAUUUAAAUUUCAGCCAGUUUUGAAAAUGUUGGUGUAACUGCAAAGGGUGUUUUAUUAUUUUCUUCAAAGUUGUAACAUGGCACAUUAUCAGAGUUGAAACCAUGUAUGACUAACUUCUGAACAGUUCAAG
Molecule: messenger RNA, 668 nt
Organism: Ilex paraguariensis (yerba mate)
Lineage: Eukaryota; Viridiplantae; Streptophyta; Magnoliopsida; Aquifoliales; Aquifoliaceae
Source: the annotation of a GenBank genome assembly